AAAGUUGAUAAUAUCGUCUCUCGCCCUAUUAGUAAAAUUUUUUGAUUCUAAUCGAAAAAAAAAAUAAAAUUGACUAAUAAGUAAGACUCUCUCCACAAAAAUGGAUGAAAAUAUGAAAACUGUUUUUGUUCUUGAUCACACACCGUAUUUUGGAAUAUCUGGAGAAGAUCCUUUUUUCCUAGAUUUAAAAGGCGGAAAGAUUUCUUUAAAGAAAUCACUUUGGACAUCGUCGGUAGAAUCGUCAAUAGAAUAUUGUCGGAUAAUUUGGGAUUUAUUUCCAACAGGGAAACUUAUUCGAUUUGUAAUAUCUGACAAAGCAGCUCAUAUUGUUAAUACUUGGGACAUUCACACACAAAAUUUAAAUCACAUUCUGAAUGCUAUGGCGAUGGUCGGCGCUCCUCGAAACUCGCAACAAACAUCCGAUUACACAGUCAUACAUGGCUUGAAAACCGCUAUUGAAGCUCUUGCUGAACCUGCUGAUUUUCAAAAAGAGAAACGUGAAGGUGGAGUUUCAAAUCGAGGAAGAGUAAUUUGCAUUACAUCAGCUCGUGACAAUCCAAGCAUGAACAGUCUUGAGAAAAUCUUUCGUCAAGUUCUCAUCCAGCAAAAUUCAAUAUCUGGUAAAAAUGACGAUCUUCUUCCUAUUGACUUCUGUCAUCUCGUUAUCAUCAACCUUUAUCCUUCAACAAUGGAAUCACUGGUUACAUCGCGUCCACCACAAGACGUCAGCACCAACUUAAGAUCAGAAAUUCAUUCAAAUCCAUCAGGAAAAUUACCCAAGGUUUUAAUGAGUUUAAUUUUAGAGCAUUAUAAUUUGGCAUCUACCACUGUCACUGGUAUUCCGAUGAAAGAAGAACAAAAUUCAAGUUCAAGUGCUAAUUACGAUGUAGAAAUCUUCCACGAAGCAAAAUCACAUUCAGUCUUCUUUGGAUCUGAAGUUGUUCUACCGCGAAGUGUCAAAGAAGGAUUCGAAUAUGAAACUGUCACAUUGAAAUGGUGCACACCACGUGCUGGUGCAGCUGAAAUGCAACAUUGUCUCGCACAAAAUCGUAUCACACCUGUUGAUGUCACUUCACGUCCAAGUUCUUGUCUCAUCAAUUUUCUUCUCAGUGGUCGUUCAGUUCUACUUGAAAUGCCGAGAAAGUCUGGAGGUAAAAUCACAAGCCAUUUGUUGUCAGCACAUGGAGGUGAAAUCUUCAUUCAUUCACUGAACACAUCAAGAAGUGUUUUGGAAGAUUCACCAUCAAUCUCUGAAGGUGUAGGAGGGAAAAUUGUCAAUUACCGUAUUCCUGACUUUGUUCAGACAACACUUGCACAACGUUUAGUACCUUUAAAAAUGAAAUAUCCUGAUGAGAACCUUGGCAAAGUUCGUGCAAAAAUUGCAAAGAUGACAAAAUAUUGGCCAUUGACAUUCAACUCAACAGUUGUGUACAGUAUUCGACAAUAUGUUGAGCCAUUACUAGUUUUGACUGCUAAAGAAGAUUUAACGGAAGAAGAAAUUCUGCAAUGUCAACAAUGCAUUUAUCAACUUGUUGGAAUUGAAACACGCCAUGAACUUACACUGAACAGUCAAAGAAUAAAAGGAAAGAAAGACGAUCAAUAUCGGUUGAUGUGGAAUGAGCUGGAAGUGAUUGUGGGAUUGAAUGGUAAAUCUGCGGGUCACAAAGCUGUUCUACAGUGCAUUAGAAAGGUUCGAACACAAGCACCUGAUGCUAAUGAGAAAGAAGUUGAUUCAGCACUUGGAGGAUUAAGAAAAAUGCUUGAUCUUGGUGAAACAUCGUCUGUGACAUCUUCAAGCAUGCUUCGUUCUUCAACUGAUUCUCCAAUGUCACCGCCAGCCAUUGAGCGUCAUAAAGGAUUGAAACAUCGAGCGACUUUGACACUUUUUGACAUUAUGAUUGGAAAGGAACAAGCGAUUGCCAAUAAACGAAUUGAUUUCUCAGGAAGACUCGCGACACCGCCUGGACAAGUUGCAACACUCUAUCCACAUCUCGUCGCUAAAGAAACACAAAGCGAUAUCAAAACUUAGAAAUUUAUUCAAAUCUUAAUUGUGAAGAUCAUACAAAAAUAAAAUCAUUGUAAAGUAAAUGUU
Messenger RNA from Clunio marinus, 2092 nucleotides. Lineage: Eukaryota; Metazoa; Arthropoda; Insecta; Diptera; Chironomidae. The record is from the annotation of a GenBank genome assembly.